UCUCCCUCGUCGCCGCCGGUGCGCAGGGCAAAACCCUGCGCGAGCUCCUCGACCUGCUAGGCACAGGGUCCCGUGACGGCCUCGACGCGAACGUCAGGGCCAUGGUGGAGCAGGCCAUCCCGGCGCCGGCGGCCAGCCAUCAAGAGGGCGGCCCGCGCGUGUCCUACGCGCGCGACGGCCUGCAGGGUCUCAUGGACGCCAUGGCGUCCAGCCCGAGCUUCUUGCAGGACAACCUGCCGCUGAACAAGGUCGAGGUAGGGGAGUUCUGGGUUCCCAGGUUCAAGAUGUCCUACACCAGAUCCUUGAGCGAGGACCUCCAUGAUCUCGGCGUCCAGGCCGUGUUCUCGGGGGCAGCUGAGCUGCCCGACUUGCUGGAGGAAGACGACGAGUCUCAUGAGCCACUGUUUCUUGGGAACCUCCUGCACAAGGCUGUGAUCGAAGUGAAUGAGGAAGGCACGGAGGCGGCGGCUGUUACUGCUUCCGAUAUGUUUACUUCAUGUGGACUGGGGUGGCAGGAUCCGCCGCCGGUGGACUUCGUCGCCGACCAUCCAUUUGCCUUCUUCGUGGUGGAGGAAGUAUCUGGUGCUAUCCUAUUUGCUGGACAAGUCCUUGACCCUACGCGAUCAUAG
Messenger RNA from Sorghum bicolor (sorghum), 629 nucleotides. Its product is annotated as putative serpin-Z6A. Lineage: Eukaryota; Viridiplantae; Streptophyta; Magnoliopsida; Poales; Poaceae. The transcript has a single exon. The coding region runs from base 102 to 629 and encodes 175 amino acids. Gene Ontology annotation, molecular function: serine-type endopeptidase inhibitor activity. The record is from RefSeq and is a predicted model, not a curated record.